Oldenlandia corymbosa var. corymbosa is the source of this 2214-nucleotide messenger RNA. The record is from the annotation of a GenBank genome assembly. NCBI's taxonomy places the organism in Eukaryota, Viridiplantae, Streptophyta, Magnoliopsida, Gentianales, Rubiaceae.
CAACUAAACAAGCAUUAGGCUCUUCUCAAAAAAGAAAAAGAGAAGGAUUAGGCUGUGACCAAAAUUAUGCAGAGUGACUGCUACGUGAAGUUAGUUUCCCUUGUUCCACUUUUACCCCGACAGUUUCCCUCAGCUAAUUCUGGGGAAGAUAUUAUUUUAACCUGACCAUGGUUAAGUCUUCUUUUUAACCUCAGUUAAAAUAUCAGUUUAUAACCCAACUCGCCUCUGCCAAACCCACUACCACUUUGAGAAAAAACAAAAACAGAAACAGAAACAGGAACCUCUUUUUUUUUUUUUUUUUAAGUACAGAAUGAUGAUCGGAGAUUCUCCUCGUUCAUAUCCAACCGUCCAAGUCCCUCCUUGGGAUUUCCUCGAUGACCAUCCGACGGCCAAUCUUCACUCCACAUUCUCCGUUUCUCCUAACGGCGGCAACAAUGCCUGCGGUUACGAUCUUCACCUGGAUAACUUAACGGCGCUGCACCGUUACCUCCCAUCGAAUGCGGAUCCUGAAUCCGACGACGACUGGGACGACUUGGAUAUCCCGGUGGACGCCUUCUCUUGCGAUGAGUUCCGGAUGUUUGAGUUCAAAGUCAAGAAAUGCUCACGUGCCAGGUCACAUGACUGGACCGACUGUCCCUACGCCCACCCGGGGGAGAAGGCUCGCCGGAGGGACCCCAGAAAAUUUCACUACUCCGGCAGCUCUUGCCCUGAAUUCAAGAAAGGCGCUUGCCGGAAAGGCGACUCCUGCGAGUUCGCGCACGGCGUCUUUGAGACCUGGCUCCACCCUGCUCGUUACCGUACUCAGCCGUGUAAAGAUGGGACCCAGUGUCGCCGGCGCGUGUGUUUCUUCGCUCACACCCCUGACCAGCUCCGGGUGAUUCCCCAGUCCGAGUCGUACGACGGGUCUCCAGCCCGACUCUGGUGCAACUCGCCAGGUCGUGGCGGUUUCGACUCGGGUCUUGCCGUGAAAGGCGGGACGUUUGGGUUGUCUCCGACCUCGGUUCUGCACUCGCCGCCGUCGUCACCUCCGGCGGAUUCACCGCCCUUGUCGCCCGGGGAAGCUCCGAGUUUGAACUCAGUGAGUGGACUCACACUGUCAAUGCGAAAUCUGCAGAUCGCAAACAUGAGGAUGUGCAUGGGGUCUCCCCGGGGGGGAGUUCAAAUGGGUUCUGGUUUUUGCUCGCCCCGGAGCCCUUUCAACCGCCAACCCGGGUUCAUGAGCCUACCAGUCACUCCGACCCGGAUUCCACUCCGCUCCGGAUCCGGUGCUUUUGAUCUCUGGGAGAAGGGAUUCGAUGAGGAAGAGCCCGUGAUGGAGAGGGUUGAGUCCGGGAGGGAUCUCCGGGCUAAGAUGUAUGCUAAGCUAAGCAAGGAAAACUCUCUCGAUUCGGCAAGUCGGGUCCCGGAUUUCGAUUGGAUAUCCGAGCUCGUGAAGUGAAACGGGUUCGGGUCGCAUUCCUGAUUCUCAAUCAAUCCAUUUGUCAUGGCCAUGUUGUUACUUUAAGGUUGAAUUAACUCUUGUCCGGUACUUGGUCGGUCGGCGGCUUCCGGUAUGUGAAUACUGAAAAAAUGUUGAAUGUGACGAGGAUUUUGCAUGUGUAAGUAUAAAAAAAUGGGAGUGUUUUUGAUUAGCUAAUCUGCCAUUUUGUUUGGAGGGAAUCGAUGAAAAUGCCUCCAAAUUUGUACAUACUGUUAAUUUUUAGUUAGUAACUGGUAGUAGCAGGGAAGCUUGGCCGAUGUAUCAUAUUUGGCUGCAUUUGAUUGUAUUUCCAAUUUCCAGAUUUGGGCAUCUGAAUUUGUAUGUAUUCCAUUCCCGAUUUACCUUACCUUAAUGUUUGAUCCUCAUGUGAAAAUGUGAAAACUCUAUUCAGAUUACCAUUUCCGGCUGUGAGAAGUUAUUUUAGGCCGUACUAAAUAUAGCAGCUCAAAAGGGUGUGUUUUUGUACCGGCGGCGUGAACAAUUUCCGGCCAGGUUACAGGGUUUGGGGAAAGUAUAUGGUUUUGGUUUUGCGGGAGUUAUGCUUUUAAUUACCUCAUGAGCUUAGUGGGAGUAAAUUAGACUAGAAGUGCUUUGGCGUGGGAGGACUAAUUAAAUGAGAGUAACAAGAGAAAUUAAAAGAAAAAGGGUGGAUAAGGCUUAUCUUGAAAGGGUUAAAGAUUAUGACUUGGAUGUUGACAUCUUGUACUGUUAAAAACAUUUUCUUAUUAUCCCUC